CUACGCCUUCAUGUCCGACUUGUAAAGGGAGCACCAAAGAGUGAGCCACGUGUAGUGUACGCAUGCGCAAGGUGUUCCUGAUGCCGGAUUCUCGUGUCACUUUUGGAAAUGGUGAAGCUGUCAGAUGGAGUCGGUGUGUGAGCGGGUCUGUGGAGCUGAUGAUGAGGAGGAGCCAGGAGCUGGUGGGGCCAUGCUGUGGUCCAUCCAGGAGGCCCUGGAGAGACAGACCCUUCAGAUCGGAGCGUCUGCCUGCGGGGCCACAGCUGUGGUGGACGUGCUGAAGGCCCUCGGCCUGGACGUGGCCCCCGAGGAAGUGAACCGCUGCAUCAGCACUCGCCUGAGGAGGAACGAGUCACCUCUGCCUGACUACCUGUUGUCCCGGAGUGAGGCCGGUGCGACUCACGCUCAGCUUAUCGCAGGAGCAGAGGAGGCCAGUAAAGGGAAGGUGAUUGGUCGCUUCUUCCACCUUCACCCCAGCCGCCAGGUGAAGCUGGUCCCCUGGCUCGCACACUGGAUCCAAAAAGGCGCUGUUCCCGUGGCGACCAUGAACAUGCAGCGGACCGUCCCCGAGGGAGAGGAGGUGCCCGACGCCUGGCACCAUCAGCUCAUAUUUGGGGUUGCAGCUAAUGCCGUUUUCAUGACUAAUCCUGUAGAUGUAGUAAGCGAGGGAGAGAUGCACCAGCGACUCUGCAGUGAAUCCGUCCUGCUGAUUCGUCGAGAAGACGUCCUGCUGCGAUUAGCGCCAGAUUCCUGUCUGUCCGUCCUGUCAGAGAGCCAGUCUGACCCGCGAUGGAAAGCCCUGGAUGUUGAGGGUCAGGUGAGACAGAUGGCCCAAGACGAGGAACAUGAUGAAGAGCGACCCCUGUUGACGCACAUCACGAUCCCUGCUGCGUACAGCUCCGGCAUCACGCUCUUCGCCCUACAACAGUCGGGAGUAGAACUCCUCAACGCACCUGACCUCCCUCAGUUGUGACCAGACUGGUGCAUAUGGGCUCAAGACACAAAACAUGAAGAAUUUUUUUAAUCGUGAUAUGAGAAAUACAACUGAUAAUGUGACAUUUUGUGAAGCAGAAACUGGCAAAUCAGAAGCAUUUUCACCCAUCCCACUUUCAUCCAUGUGCAUUUUUAUCACAGAUACCUGUCGUCUUUUGUUUUUGUGUUAAGGUGCUAUUCAUGUUGGUUAUAGGAUGAAAUCUUUUAUCUGCUCUGUUUAGAAAUCACAUCAAACCACAAUUCUGUCAAAUUCAGAGUUAUUACAUACAUUUCUGGUGUCUGACUCAUUGUUUAUCUGCAGCUCACUGUUAUUGCUCCUUAUCUUGGCCAGGACAGUCUUCCUAAAGAUAUAUUUUAACCUCAUUGGUUUUCUUAAAUUUAAAUAAAAUGAAUGAAGGCUAAAAUAAAAGGAUAAAUGUUAAAGAUC
Messenger RNA from Scophthalmus maximus (turbot), 1420 nucleotides. RefSeq lists its product as uncharacterized. Bases 125 to 973 code for a protein of 282 amino acids. Lineage: Eukaryota; Metazoa; Chordata; Actinopteri; Pleuronectiformes; Scophthalmidae. The record is from RefSeq and is a predicted model, not a curated record. The transcript has 5 exons.